Messenger RNA from Penicillium mononematosum, 1749 nucleotides. RefSeq lists its product as uncharacterized. Gene Ontology annotation, cellular component: cytosol. The record is from RefSeq and is a predicted model, not a curated record. The transcript is spliced from 4 exons. Lineage: Eukaryota; Fungi; Ascomycota; Eurotiomycetes; Eurotiales; Aspergillaceae. Gene Ontology annotation, biological process: glycerol catabolic process. The coding region runs from base 1 to 1749 and encodes 582 amino acids. Gene Ontology annotation, molecular function: ATP binding; glycerone kinase activity.
AUGCAGACCAAACAUUUCUUCUCUGACCCGAACCACUUGGUUCUCACUGCGCUUAACUCGCUUACCCUCACAAACCCAUCUCUGGCCCUGGACCGACAGAACAAGAUCAUCUUCCGCCGUCCAGAUGCGCCCCGCAGAGCAAACAAAGUCUCCAUCGUAACCGGCGGCGGUUCCGGCCAUGAACCCGCAUUCGCCGGCUUUGUCGGCCAAGGGCUCUGCGAUGCCUCGGUCGCUGGUACGAUCUUUGCCUCGCCAUCUGCCGAGCAGAUCCGCAGAGCGGUGAUCGAUCGUGUCCCCACCGAUAACGGCGUGCUGAUCCUUCCCAUGAACUAUACCGGCGAUGUGCUGAACUUCGGUAUGGCGACGGAGAAAUCCCGUGUUGCUGGUAUCAAGACGGAAUUCUUCGCUAUCAAUGAUGAUGUCGGUGUCGGUCGUUCGAAGGGUGGGAAGGUCGGUCGUCGCGGUAUUGGCGGUGGUGUAUUGAUUCUGAAGAUGGUUGGUGCUUUGGCUGAGGCUGGCGGUUCCCUGGAAGACGUCUACGCUCUAGCCCAGCUAGCCAACGCAAACCUAGUCUCACUAGGAUCAUCGCUGGAACACGUCCACGUGCCAGGUCGCGGUGUUCCCGAAGACACGAUCCCGCACGGCGAGGUCGAAGUCGGCAUGGGAAUCCACAACGAGCCGGGCUCACACCGCGUGAAAUUCGACCUCGUCGAAUUGGUCCAGGGCAUGUUGCUCCAGCUACUCGACCACAACGACCCAGACCGCUGCUACGUGACCCGCAAGCCGGAAGACGAGUUCGUGCUGCUAAUCAACAAUCUUGGCGGUGUCAGCCCGCUCGAGUUGGCCGGUAUCACGGACGAAGUCUAUCGCCAGCUCAAGCGCGAUUACCAGGUUAACAUGGUCCGCGUGAUCCAGGGCACUUUCCUGACUAGUCUGAACGGCCUCGGAUUCAGUAUCUCGCUGAUGAAGCUGGUUGACCCGGGCCUCGGCGUGAAAACCACUAUGCUUGAGCUGCUCGAUGCACCGGCUGAGGCGGUCGGCUGGUCUGCGCCCAUCAAUACCUCUACCUGGGAAAAGAACCUGAACGCGGACCCGGUUGAGCUGAAGAACUCCAAUCUAGCUGAAGACAUCCACAGCAACCUACAGCUCGACCCAACCAUCCUCAAGAAAGUCCUGGGCGCCGGCCUUCAGCGCGUAAUCAACGCCGAACCCGAAGUAACCCGCUACGACACAAUCGUCGGCGACGGCGACUGCGGCAUCGGCCUAAAGCGCGGCGCCGAAGCCAUCCAAAACCUCCUCAACGCAAACCCACCCCUAACAAGCGACAUCGUCGGCACGGUAGCACAAAUCGUAACCGUCGUCGAGAACGUCAUGGACGGGACAUCGGGCGCGAUCUACGCAAUUUUCCUCAACGCACUCGCACACGGCUUACAAGCACAGGACACAUCCUCGCCAACGCCCAUCACGGCAGAGAUGUGGGCGAAGGCGUUGAAGUCUUCUUUCGCGGCUUUGGGGAAAUACACGCCUGCCAAGCCCGGUGAUCGGACGCUUAUUGAUGCGCUUGCGCCGUUUGUGGAUUCGUUGCUUGAGACGGGGGAUGUUAGGGUUGCUGCUGCGGCGGCGCAGCAGGGGACCGAGUCUACGAAGGCUAUGAAGGCGAGUCUUGGGAGGAGCGUUUAUGUUGGUGGGGAGGGGGAGUGGAUUGGGAAGAUUCCUGAUCUGGGGCCUUUGGGUUGUCGGAGUUUUUGA